Staurois parvus is the source of this 319-nucleotide messenger RNA. NCBI's taxonomy places the organism in Eukaryota, Metazoa, Chordata, Amphibia, Anura, Ranidae. The record is from the annotation of a GenBank genome assembly.
AUGUAUGUGAAAUGGUUUGAUACAGUAAUGUUUUACUAUGUGAUUUUAGUGAUUUUAGUGAAUGUCACUUUUUGUCAUUUUUUUAAAUUUCUCGCCGUUCCGUCCCCCGUAUGUCCGGGCGCUCGCAGGGGAUGGAACCCAGAUGACAGAUGCCGGCAUCCGCUGCAUUACAUUGCCGGGGACACUGCAGGAGGGACAUCGUGGGAGCGCAGGACAAGGUAAGUGAUCCAGGGAUUGCGGAGCAGCGCCGCAGUGUAUUCCCGAGUGUAGCUCGGGGAUACCGCUUUUGCUACACUCGGGAAUACCACCAGGGAGGUUA